AUGGCUGUCCUUGCCCUGUUAGUGACAGUCAUCCUUAUAGCGACCGCCGUUGCUCGUAACACAGCUUCAGAGGCUCGACAAGCUCCGUCAUUCUCGGUUUAUUCAUGUCCUGGUCCCGCGUCGAGGUUGUACCUCCCGGAUUCGCCGCACGAUAAUUACUUCUACUCGGACUGUCACUCGAGUGUACACGUCGUGGUGACUAGCCCUCGACUGGAUAGCGACCUCAAGAUCGUCAAGCCUCGUCUACUUGUCGCUUGGCCUGCUGGAAAUAGCGGUGCUUUGGCGCUUUUCGCCCCAGAGACCGGUCAGGAAGGCACGCUUGGUGUCCGCUUAGAGAAUUCGACGGAUAGUGGAAAUUCACUAGACCCUCUUAACGAAUCUACUCGCGUUGGAGUAUCCGGGGCAAUCAACUUCAACGACACCGCAAGGCUUACUGUUCCAAUAUUGGGCAGUAUUCGAGCAAUUCGAGACUUUACCGAGGGUGGCAACACGAACCAGGACUUCCAGGGCAACUUUGGCUUCAGAUUGAAUGCUGAUGGAGGUGCGACUAUCAAUCGCACGUGGCUCGACGGUGUUACGACAACGUGGCUGACCUUUACGCCACUGAAUGGCGCCCAAGCGGUAGUACUUAAUCGCGGGGCAACAUGGACACUAAGCUUUGGAUCUGGCACUUACGGCUUCGACGCCUCAUUCAACUAUCCUCAGCUUGACCAGCUAGGUCCCUCGGAUGUUCUCACCAAGGACGCCUCGGGCUUGAUAUCCCAGAACCCGGACCAGACGACCUCACUCUCCUUCUUGUCGUACACAGAUAAACUCCUAGCUGGGACCUGGCGCUUCCUCACGUACUUCGGUCGCGACAGUAUGAUCUCAAUGCUUUUGAUGCAGCCAAUUCUUAGCGAGGACGCAAUCGAGGCUGUGAUUGGGGCAGUUCUCGAGCGUGUCAAUCGUGCAGACGGGACCGUAUGCCAUGAAGAGAUCCUCGGUGACUACGCGACCUGGCUCAACCGCAAGGAGGGAAUCACGUCGUCUAAGCCACGAUGUGACUACAAGAUGAUUGACACGGACUUCCUCCUUCCUAUUGCCAUGGAGCGCUACUUUGUGGGAACUCAGCCGGGGAAGCAGCAUUCCAAAGCUUUCUUCGCCAAAACUGCGACAUUUCUCGCCGAAAAUGAUGGAUUCAACUACAUGCAGCUAGCUGAACUCACAUCGGAGAAAAUCAUGCGCAUUGCUACUCCAUUUGCCAAGAGCCAGGCCAAAGAAAAUCUCAUUCAUCUCAAAGACGGCGAACAAGUAGGCGAGUGGCGCGACUCAAAUCAAGGUCUGGGUGGUGGCCGUACUCCCUACAACGUCAAUACUGCUCUCGUUCCAGCCGGGCUUCGCGCCAUCGCUGCGUUGAGCCGAGCGGGCUUCUUCACGGAUCACUCAGACUGGGCUGUCCUUGCAGAUAGCUAUGCCCAAAUCUGGGAGGAUGAAACACUACGCUUCUUCCAGAUCACUGUGCCUCAAUCCAAGGCCAAGUCUCUUGUGCAGAGCUACGCCAGCAGUCUCUCCGUUCCUUCAAACACUGGUAGCAUCGACGCUGACGUUACAUACUACGGCCUCGCCCUCGACGGUGCUGUUGGUGGCCCGGUGGUCCCAGUCAUGAACACCGACGACUGUUUCCGACACUUCUUCCUCAACACGACAAACCAAACCCAACUCAGCGCAUACCUUGGCCAGACUGCGGACCACAUCCUCAAGCCCUUCCCAGUUGGACUAUCGAGCGACGUGGGCUUGUUCGUUGCUAACCCAGCGUACUCGGGAAACACGAGUUUUGCGACCGGCUUUUCGCAUGGCGAUUACCACGGCACUGUAGUGUGGAGCUGGCAGCUUGCAAUGAUGGGCGCUGGAUUGUCGAGACAACUUGGCCGCUGCACAUCAGAUGAUGUUCCUGACUUCUGCAAGGACACCACGCUCCACUCUAAAAUUCUCUCUGCAUACAACCGCCUCUGGGACCUCAUUGAGGCUAAUCGUGCGCAACUCAGCCACGAAGUGUGGAGCUGGCGGUACGACAACGGGUACAAGGUGGUGCAGCUGGGCGAGAUAACGUCGACUGAGAGCAACGUACGGCAGCUGUGGAGCUUGACGUUUCUAGCAGUCCAUAGGGAGGACUUUGGGAGUUCAUAGAGUGUGGUGAUGACGAACUUGAUUUGAACAAGGGCUUCCCCGAUGUUCUGUAGACUUCAUCAUGGACCUGAGACUCUGGAAGACGAGGCUAUGAAACAAGUUUAGAGUUUUGUAUACCCCUCCUUCACUGUCAAGCUAUUCGUUUCAGAAGUUCAAUAUUAGUCCCCGUUAAGACAGUAGCUCACUACAUGGUCAGAUGAACUUAACCUCCGGUCCUGUAGAUCAAAUAGGGUGAUCUUAGUGAACGUACGGAGAUGAGGAAGAAUUGAUGAGGCGUGG
This is a messenger RNA of Cucurbitaria berberidis CBS 394.84, 2445 nucleotides long. RefSeq lists its product as uncharacterized. Lineage: Eukaryota; Fungi; Ascomycota; Dothideomycetes; Pleosporales; Cucurbitariaceae. The coding region runs from base 1 to 2166 and encodes 721 amino acids. The record is from RefSeq and is a predicted model, not a curated record. Gene Ontology annotation, biological process: carbohydrate metabolic process. The transcript has 4 exons.